Messenger RNA from Porites evermanni, 2854 nucleotides. NCBI's taxonomy places the organism in Eukaryota, Metazoa, Cnidaria, Anthozoa, Scleractinia, Poritidae. The record is from the annotation of a GenBank genome assembly.
AUGCCAAUCUUCUACUUGCUUCCGUACCAUGGGGGAAUGCAGGGGAUGUCUUCCUUGUCUGGGGCACAUGGAAAUCUCACAAGUUUAACAGUAUGUGACCAUCCAGAUUCCUUCGUGACAGAUGACAAUGGCCAUACUUUUCUUCAUUUCCAAUACAUAGAGGACACAGGAACAGAUAUACACAGGCAUACAUCACCACUCUGCUUGGAUCUCUGCAGUGCUGGACUGAUGCCGAAGUUGCUGGUGGUAAGGCACUAUUGCUUAAGUAUGUAUCUCCCUUUUUAGGGUUGGAUGCUGGCGUCUGAUAUGGAUGGUCUCCUUGUACAGUGUUCAGUUUAGAAAUUAGUCAUAUGUCCCACAUGGCAUUUUAAAUUGGGUCAUUUUUGUAAAUGGUCAUGAUUUGUACCUGAUAUUUGGCAUAAAUACCACUCGUGAUAAUUAUUUCAAAAUUGUCUCAAAUUUCACUCGCCUAUGGGCUCGUGAAAUUACGUAUAACAAUUUUGAAAUAUCACUCAUGGUAUUUAUGCCAAACAUCACUACAAAUUGUGCCGUUACCUAUACAAAAUGGUUGAAAUUGAUACCCUAUUUCAGACCAAAACAACUAAAAAACCAUACCCCGGGACUCCACCCCCCCGGGGCGACAAAUGUGUUGCAGAUUAUGAGUCUUGCUGCUUACGCAAGCGAGACUAAUGAUAUAAGCAAGUCACUACGGCAACCUAUAGUACGGGAGUUGUGGAUGCACACUCCUGGGGAGAGUAUGUCACCGUAGCGUGCCAAAUCGGUGACUAUGGGGUUUCUCCCUCAUUUGCUUUCACUGUUAGUAAAACAAAGGGAAGACAUAAUAGAGGUUGCAGUUUGCUAGUCUCUUAUGAUUACAGUGGAACCACGAACCUCCAUUAUGAUAAAGUCUUCAGUAUAAGGAACAACAAUAUUGUUUUUGCCCCAGUUAUAGUCAAAUGGAAAAGAACCGUGACAUGACAAAACCUCGUUGAAGUGAAUAGAUUUUGUCAGUGCCUUGGCCCUUUGUCAUAUGUGAAGGAAAACAGCCCAAAGAAAAUGUAAUGCGUUAAGUAACAAACUUUAGCUCAUCAAUGAUUUUUGUGGUCAGUCACUUUUUAACUGCUAAGGUGUCCCCUGAAUGAAGGUUCAACCCAGGUUUCGGGACCCAGAAAAAGUGUUCCUUUCUCCUGAAAAGAGGUGUCCCUUCAACAGAGGUAACAAAUACAAAGAUUAUGUGAACAUUAAUUUUCCGGGAGCAAAUUUUGUGUCUCCUUUAUGGAGGUGUCCCUUAAAUAGAAGUGGCCCAAAGGAGAAGUUCCACUGUACUUUCAACUUGAUAAAUGUGGGAAUCUUACUUCCACAAAAGGCCAACUUUCUUGAGUUCAUAAGCAGAGCUGUAGUUCGUUUUUAUACUUGAUAGCAUGUAGAUCACAAUCAUAGUUCAUGUCUUCUUUUGAAAAGGCACUUAUUUCUUGAAAGAAGGAACAGACUAACAAAAAUUAUUUUGUUUUUUGGGCAGCGAGAAAGAAAGACUUCAUAAAAGGCCAAAUUUCUUUGGCGACAAGCAGAGCUGUAGUUCACCCUUGCUCUUGAAAGCAUGUUUAUCACAAUAAUAGUUUGUGUCUCUUUUGAAAAGGCACUUACUUCUUGAAGAAGGAACAGACUAACAAUGAUUAUUUUGUUUUUGGGCAGCGAGAAAAAAAGACUGUACCUACAGACCCCUGUGCCCAAUGUCACAAAAGUCAUCAAAGAGGCAAGUGUAGUCAUCAAUAGAUAAACCAACAUUCAUUAUGACUCAGGCUUUGAGACAAUUCAACCCCAACAUGAAGGGAGUUAUAAUCUCUUCUUUUCUCUGGUGUGUAGUUGGAAGAGUAGAUUGCAUUGCUGAAACGCCAAAACCAGGUGGGGCUGGCAGUGAGUGAGACUGAGUACCAAUUUUCCUUCAAAACAAAUAAUUAUGGCGGAUAAUGCAGACAUCGAAGGACGAUGAAUGUUUACUCGGUUUUAAGUUUUUCCAUGUCCAAACAUCAAGGAAAGGUUUUCAUGAGGGUUAGACAUAGUACUUUGUUCAGUUACCUUCCAGGUACAUACUUCUGAUGCAAUUGACUGAUGAUAUGUCAGAUGCAUGUGUGCCGUUGAGGGUUGUGUUUUGAAUGUCUUUGAUUGUCACUUGCAUUUGUCUUUAUUGCACUUGUGUAUUGCAACAGUCACUUUGCUGUAAGUGCCAUGCUGUAAAUUUUAACAAAAUACCCACGUUGAUUACUGUUGGACAAUUUGGGCUGCGUUGUUUCCGCCAUUGCUGUUGGCAAUUUACUCUGUUUGUUUUUUACAUUGUGGAUUGCUGUAACCUUGCAAGAUUAGCACGUUGGAUUCUGUUUAAAGACAUUAAGUGGGUUGAGACCAUUGUUUGACAGAAACUAGUACUGACUUCAACCUCAGAAAUGUCAAUGUCUUUAGACAGUGCUUGUCUUUCAUGGUUACAGUGUCAUACGAGUGUGAUUCCACUAAUGAUUGUAUGCUAUAUUUGUCAAUCAUUUCAAAAAUGUAGUCUCAACGUCUUAUUGUCUCAUUUUAUGACAAUACGUGACGUUAUGUCCUUUCUAUGACUACACCUGUGUUGCCUAAUGUUACAGGCAAGCAGUGUGCAUCAUUAGUGGGACCAUACUUGUUCAUCUUCGUUGACAUAAUUAUCACAUGCUGAUGUUCACCCCACAAACUCAGUGACAACUCAUGUUCCUUACUAGUCGCACCAUGGCGGGUUGGUCAGCUGAAGAUGCCACCACCUUUUGGGACCGGUGAGGUAUGGACACUGUCAUGCACUAUCCCGUUAGCCAGCAAUGUCAUGAUCAGUUAG